CAAAAGGAGCUGGGAGGGCCCAGAUUCGAAUGAACUCGACACCUGAUAUUGUCGCUGCGGCCCUAUUGCCUGUCAUCACCGUAGAUAGGCGUCACUUCUUCACUUGUUUUAUACUUCUCGAGCCGAUACAUGUUGUGCUGUCCGCCCGUUUUGGCGCUGCUGGUCGUCGUUCUUUCAUCUGACCCUGACACGUUGAUUAUUAGUCCGGUUGAUCCUUUUUUUUCGCCUCACCAUUUUCACGUCUCAGACGUCUCACGACCACAACGGCAAGCGUCCUGGAAAAGCACGCCAGCAGUGUCUGCAUCCUCUGCUGAGCAGUGCUGUGUAAGAUACUGGUGGCCAUGAUUCGAGGGCGAGGCCGUGGCCGCGGAUCUUCCCGGCGCACCCAGCAAUCUGCUCAUCCCGGCCACUCAGACCCGGCAAACCUCAGCACGCCAAUUCAGUCAGCGCACCACUACCCUCCUCCCCAUUCGGCCCCGCAAAGAGGGCGACCCAGGAACCCGGCUCCCUCUCACUCCUUCUCUCCCCUGUCUCCGUCCGCAGUCCUGUCUGCCCCAAGGAGCGAAGGCCCCGCCCGCUUUCCGGGUCUGCAGCAGUCAUUUAGCUUAGACUCCCCGGGAAGCGCCAUGGCUUCCAAUGGUCCGGCUCUGCGCAGGCGAUCGCGCCUGUUCGCUGCUAGCUUCGAUGGCUCGGCGGACGAGGAGCCGCUGUCAAAGGGCGGGCAUUCGCUUAGAAAGCGUGCCCGCGUUGACUAUACCCAGGAGCAGAUCGAAGACGAUCUUGGGUCUCGCGACUCCAAGCCUGAUCCCGCAGGCAAGUUAGCCAGUGCGCCUGGAGCCCGGGUUCGCAAGAGACGGGCCACUUACGACUUCUCCGGUGAUGAUUCUGAUGAGAUCGACUCGGCUGCUCAUAAGCGUCGCCGCGGUGAGAGGUCGCCUGUUGGGCAGCGGACCACCUUGGUCCGCCGCAGAAACUCGACUCGAAAGUCGAUGGGUGAUAUCAGAGACUAUCUGGAUCAACCCUCUGACAAUGAGGUUCAGGACACUAUCCUGGUUGGAGUGUCGAUGAAUGAGCUGCAGUCAUCGCCUCCUCAGUCUGACCAGCAGUCUGAAUCUCGUCGGUCGGCUUCGAGCGACAGAGACGUUGGCCAGAUUCAAACUGGAUCCCCGGCUCCUAAGCUACAAGAAAACAAAAGCAGCUCUCAGGUUGUACCGUCAAGUCCUGGGCGUGAAAAAUCAAACCCCCCAGGACCCUCGCUUGAGACCGAGGAAGUACCGGAAGUACCGAGUUUCCCUCACCUUCACCUCACCAAGGUCGAAGACACGGAGCCCAUUGUCCACGCUGCUGUGGAGCCUAUUGUUUCGAACAAUACUGUGCCCAACAAUAGCCAUGUCGAGUCCCCUGAACAAGGGAUACAGGGCACUGCUGAGACCACAAUAGUCGAGGAUAUUAUUGUGCUACCCGACCAACCUACCCCCGAGCCAUCAACACCAACAGCGUCCUUCGAUAUUUCAACCCAGGAAAUUUCCACUUCAUCUGCAACUCCCGUCGAUCAGAAAAAAUACCCAUCAUUACUCCAGGAAAUUCCUACUUCAUCUGCAACUCCCUUCGACAAGAAACAACCCCCAUCAUCACCAUCCGAGGCUGUCACGGUUCAGGAAGAACCUGCAUCACUCCGACCGUCUACUACACAGGAAGCACUCAGAGGAAUUGCACCGCCUCCUACUCAGGAAGAACCUGAAAUAUCUGCACCUCCGCAAUAUCCUACAACUCAGGAAGAAUCUGAAGAAUUUGCACCCUUCCCGCCUGCUCCCACCGAGGAAGAACCUGCACCACCUCCAUCAUCAACGACCCCCGUGCCGCAGGAAGAACUUGCACCACCUUCGUCACCUACGACUCCGUCAUCUACCGCUUCUGCGCUGGAAGAAGAACCUGCAACGCCCCGAUCUCCCAGCACUCGGGGAGAACCUGCAGAAUUUGCAACACUCUCACCUUCUCCCACCCAGGAAGAACCUGAAGAACUUGCACCAUUUUCACCUUCUCACACCCAGGAAGAACCUGAAGAACUUGCACUACUUUCACCUUCUCUCACCCAGGAAGAACUUGCACCACUUUCGCCUUCUCCCACUCACGAAGAACCUGCACCACCUCCAUCAUCCACGAUUCUAGUGACACAAGAAGAGCCAUCAUCACCUGUACCCACUAUCACGCACGAAAUGCCCGCCUCACCUUCGACUCCGGUGAUGCAGGAAGUGCCUGACGGACUUGCGACUUCUCUGAUCCAGGAGAAGCUUGGCUCGCCUGAAAAAGCACCACUGGUUGAGGAGAACCGCACCUCACUCGAAGCCACGAUGAUUCAGGAUAAGCCCGCCUCACCUGUUGCACCCCCGGCCGAGGAAGAGCCCCUCUCGACUGUGAUUGAUGUCGCCCAGGCACUGCCUGCUUUGCCUUCGGUCGACAUGGAAAUCAAAGACUUGCCGGAUGGAGAGUAUAAGAGCGGCUCCACUGCAACAUCCGCUGCGGAGUCGCUCCAGCCCCAGAGACCUCAACCGCGUAAACUCAAGCAACUUGACUCGAUCUACCAGGAGCAUGGCCAAACCGACUCCGGCAAUCGCUUUUCGCCCUACGAGGACGGAGAGGUUGCUUACCCAUCGCCAUGGACUGAGGUUGUCGAUGACCAGCAGCCAGAACCAACCCCUGCCUUGACUCCCGCACCUGCACUGCCCGAGCAGGAGCUGAGUCCCAUGGAACAAAUGUGGGAUGGUCUACGGCCGCUGAAGUAUAAGGAGUUCUUCGACAUCUACCGGGCCGAGAUGGCGAGCCGGAAAACGAAGGGCCAGAGAACGAUGACCCUCCAGGAAUUCCGAUUCGUUUGCAGCAUUAGACGUCAGGAUACACUCGAGGCGCCGCCCAAGCGUGCGCCGCCCAAGAAAGGCAAGAAAAGUCAACGACGGACCGCUGGAUCCUCCAGAUACCGGAGAAAGGCACAGACCCAAGCCGCUACCGAAGCCGAACUGGCUGCCCAAACCCCUGACGAUACCCCCCAAGCAUCGCCAGCGCCAGAUUCAGAGCAGAUUACGCCAGCACGCUCUCCCGAGCUUCUCGAUGGUGAUGGAGAAGCCGAGCAAAACGAGACCCAGCAAGACAUUGAAGAAGAUGGCCAGGAUGUCGAAGAAGCUGAGGAUGAGGCCGAAAACGAGGCCGAGAUGGAGGGACCAGCUGGGCCGAGAGAGGUGCUCCAAUAUCCCAAGAAACAGUACUCGUUCCGGAAGAUCCGCGAGGCCACCGACUUUGCCGACGCACUCAAGGACGUGCAGGACAUGGAAACCUCGGCGCUCCAGGAUACCCUCGCCACCUGUACCGAGACUCUCAAGACCUGGCAAGACGAGUAUCUCGAGCUCAAGAAAAUCACCGACGACGAAGAGAAUGCGAAACGCCGACAAGCCAACGACAAAACCUUGGAGAACUGGGAAAACCGGCAGAAGUUGGAUGAGCGACCUUCGUGGCGUCGCACAUUCGAUGACCCAUUCCAGAAGCUGCCCCCAGCAUUCGAGCUCAAGGGCGUGCGUGCCCCGCCGCCGUAUGUCGACGAUCCCGUCCUGGAAUACCAACGGGCUCAAGACCGGGUUCAGGCAAAUGCACAUGGUUUCGUGCACAACAACCAGGACCGCAAUGUUGGGAAGCAGCGUCCGGAGGAGCAACGGUAUGAGACAGAGGACAUGGAGAACGAGACCAGAUUGCGUGAACGAAAACAGACACAGAAGGCCGCGGACGCCGCUGAGGAGAGUGUCAUCAUCGAAGGCAAGCGAAACCGGAAGCCGCGCAUCCUCGACAACCAGAGCCAGCAACCCAGCCGUGCGUCGACACCUGAACCCGCUGCUGCAGCUGCGCACGCGACUGCAACAAGACCACGCCGUAAGCGCAACGCUGCCGCAACAGCUGAGCUCGCCAACGGGGAAUCUGCCAUCGAGCAGGCUGCUGAAUUGGCACCAAAGAAGCGUGGCCGAGGAAAGGGGAAGGCCAAGGCGACUCCAGACGAGUCUGCCGUCGCAACUCCCGAGACCCCUGCGGCCAUCCAGGCAGAGGAACGUAUCGCUGUUGAGAAGUCCAAGGCUACCCGAAAACGUGGCCGCGCAACUGCCAGCACGGAACCCCAUGCUGCCAACAAUGUCGAGGAGGAGCCAGAACCCCCGAAGCCCAAGCGUCAACGCACCGCAAAGGGCCGUUCUGCUCCAUCCCUCAGCACCGACAUUCCACCGAGAUCCUUCUACAGCAAUCCUUCUCCAGCGGACACUCAGCCGGAAUCGAGGCCAUCUACGUCGUCCUCGGCCACCACUGUUGAUACAGUCGGAACAGCGGACUCGUCCUACUCGUUGCGUGAGAAUAGGAAGCGCAACUACGCCGUCGAUAAUGACCCUGAUUUUGAGGCUCGGCCGAAGAAGCGGACCCGAGGGGUUACCAACAAAGAUGCCCAGAUGGGAGCACCACCGCCUCCGAAGCGGGAUCGGCGACGGAAGAUGGCACCGGCAGAAGGUGCCGCCCCAGUUGCCGUCCCAGCUUUCCUGCCUCCAGGACCGGCCAACAUCGCAGCAGGACCUGGACCAAUGAUGUCCACAUUCAGUGCCACGCCACCACCUGCUCCUCUAGCUCCGGUUGCCAAGAGACCCCCGACGAAGAUCAAGUUCGUCAACAGCACCCAAUUAUUGGCCGCGUCCCAGGGCUUGUCGGGAGCCGGAACCCAGGCGCCAUCCACCAUCAAAACGGCCGCUAAGGCACCAAAGGCAGCAGCCGACUCCGCUCCAUCCGAGUCCGGAGCUAGUACUCAGACAGCCACCAACGGCACCGCGGAGCCAGGAGAGAAGCCAUACUCCGAGAUGAGCAAGUCGGAGAAGAUGAGUUAUUCCAUGAGACGACGAUGGGCACGUGGCGAGAUGCAGGGCGCUGUCGAGAAGCGCAAGCAUACCCUGGCCCUGAAGGCCGAGGCGAAGUCCUCGACGGAGCCCACCGAGGCACAGCAGAAGAAGCCGGCGAAGACCGGCAAGCACAAGGCCGCCGCCUCCGCGAAGUCCCAUUCCGGGACCGCCUCUCCCGCGGGCACCACCCCGGGCACCCCCAUCAUUUCGGAGAACGGGAAUCUGCCUCCCCCUCCCCCACCAUCCCAGACUCCCGUGGCCUGAGGAAAGCACCUCGGGAAUCGCUCGGCGGGGGGGGGCGAGGCUCACAUCUAUCCCGACCAUGUUUUCGUAUAAUUUCUAGAGACACGUUUCUCCGCCCUGACCGGGUCAUCUGCUCUUUUAUCCGAGUACCCUACUUGUAUAGCAUCGCAGCGGAAACUACAAGGACAGCGAGCAUCGUACCUUUUUUUAUUUCCUUUUGUUUCUUUCCUUUUUCCUUCCUUCUCUAUUUUCUCCGCAUAGGAACCAGGAGGGACAUGUAUCUUCCAUGGAUAUUGCAUGGUAUGGUAUGUUUGCUCAUGGGUAUUGCGUGGAAAAAAACACUGGCAUUUGCACGGUAUGUUAUUCCGGAUAUUGCAUCCAUGAUAUUGGCCUGGGCCCCCAGCAAACAAGGGGGAAUCCCGUACAUAAGGUUUCAUCAUACAUCGAUCAGCUCCCUUGAUGGGGGAGCUCUCCUUCUGUACUUAAUCAGCGAAGGAAAUAAAAUCAGCG
This is a messenger RNA of Phialemonium atrogriseum, 5666 nucleotides long. RefSeq lists its product as uncharacterized. The coding region runs from base 342 to 5177 and encodes 1611 amino acids. Lineage: Eukaryota; Fungi; Ascomycota; Sordariomycetes; Cephalothecales; Cephalothecaceae. The transcript has 2 exons. The record is from RefSeq and is a predicted model, not a curated record.